GCGAAACGAAGUUUUGUUUGAAGAGAGGAGUGAUCGAAUUUUGCAAUUUUUUAACAAUUAAAUAUACAAUAAGUAAAAAUAUUCAAGUGCUAUCAAUAGAUUUUGAUUAACUUGACUUAAGAAAAGUUAGAAGCACUUACUUAUCAAACAGUAAAGUAUGAAAACUUAAGAAGAUCAAGAUUUGAUAACAAAUAUACGGAAAAAUGUGAAACUUGCAAUACAUGUCAUUGUUUAUGUCUUCAUUUGGCUGGAGUCCACAGACUAGUUAUCAUCUUAUUAUGCAGUUAACACUGUAAUAGCGGUCAUGAUUCAUAAGGUUAUAGGUUAAGGGAUACCUAAUUAAGGAUUGAAACCCCAACUCUUGCGUAUAUUACAUUGUGCUCAGUUAUCUGAUAGUAACCGAUGAAAUGAUCGAGAGUGUAUCUCGUCGUGCGUUCAGCAGUUCGAGCGGCACCUACAACGUUCGUGCCUCGGAACUGGCCCGCGAACGAAAGCUUAAUAUCUUCAAUGUCACCGUCGUGUUUUUGGACGAUACCCAGCAAUUAUUUCAGAUCGAGAAAAAAGCCAAGGGAAGUGUGCUAUUAGAACAGGUUUUUCAAAACCUUGAGUUGGUUGAAAAGGAUUACUUUGGCUUGCAAUUCACUGAAAAUGGUUUACCUCCUAAUGCUACAAAUACAGAGCUAACACGUUGGCUUGACAGUGGCAAAUCAGUUAAAAAGCAAGUCGGUGUCAAUCCGCAUUUCUGGCUGGCGGUACGCUUCUAUCCUCCUGAGCCGAGUCGUUUAGCCGAAGAGUACACGAGAUAUCUUCUUUGUCUCCAACUGAGAAAACUGCUUCUGGAUGGAAGAAUGAUAGCUCCGAAGAAUACAGCACUUCUACUGGCUUCAUUUACUGUACAAGCCGAACUCGGUGAUUAUAACGCCACCGAGCACCAGAACAACUAUCUGUCAGAGCUGUGUCUAUUACCGAAACAGAGUCCUGAGGACGAGAGGCGUAUCAAGGAACUUCACAAGCUUCAUAAAGGUCAAUCGCCCGCUGAUGCUGAAGCGAACUUUCUGGAACACGCGAAGCGUUUGGAUUGCUACGGCGUUGAAUCACAUCCGGCUAAGGACUACAACGGGAAGGACAUACUGAUUGGCGUCACGUCAAUCGGUAUUGUCGUUUUUCAGAACAACAUACGAGUCAACACUUUCUCUUGGAGCAAAAUUGUUAAGAUAUCGUUCAAGAAGAAGCAGUUCUUUAUACAGUUGAAGCGAGAAGCCUCUGAAUCGUACGACACCGUGCUUGGCUUCAACAUGCGCUCGAGUCGUGCGUCGAAAGCCCUCUGGAGGUGUAGUGUUGAGCGUCACGGCUUCUUCCGUCUGCGGGCCCCCCGUCGCAAGGCCUUCCUCGGGGCCUGGGGGGCCCUCGCCGGGGUCACCGCCCCCGCUGUCAUAAGGACGGAGACCCAGGCCCUAGAAGACGCUAAACGAUCACGGUCGAUAAAUAGAAGUUUUGUACGUCGCAGUAGUUCCCGUAACCGUGACAAAUCAUCCGGGGCCUCCCCCGGCGUAGUGAGCAGCGCCCGGGGGUCACGCGUCACUGGUCACGACGAGCCCCCGCCGCGAGAGGCCUGGGGGGACGAAUUGCACAACAACGAAGACGAUAGCGACGGCGGCUUCCUGGAGCGCGUGUUCCGCGUGCCGUUGACUUAUGUUGACGAUUCAGAAUCUGAGUCGGUCACGGAGCGAGCGGAAGAAGAUCCGGCGGAAGGAGUUGUGUGCGUCAGACUCUACCCCGGGACCGACGGGCGGUACGGGUUCAAUGUGAGAGGCGGAGGGGGGGGAGCGGCCGUACUCGUGUCCAGGGUCAUGCCCAGGACGAGAGCUCAUCUGCAGGAAGGAGACCAGGUCAUAUCAAUAAACGGUACUGAUGUCGAAGAAAUGACCCACGAGCAAGUUGUUCAGACCAUAAGAAAUACAAAGGGAGUUCUAACUCUAAUGGUCAAACCCAACGCGGUGUACGAGCCGGAGGUGUGUGUGGAGGAACCGGCCGUUUGUUUCGUGCCGCUCGGCGCCGGCACCUUCGAGGGUGAUCUGCAGCAGUCGAUGUUGCUGCUGGGAGACGGGCUGGCGUCGGGGGCGGCACUGCGGCAGUACGACGCACUGCUGAGGCGAGCGGCGGACCGACCCGCCACCGCCGCCCGACUGCCCGCCAACCUCGCGAGGAACAGAUACAGGGAUAUCGCUCCAUAUGAUUCAAGUAGAGUGAUAUUAAAGAACGGCCCCAACGGUGAUUACAUCAACGCUUCCUACAUCAACAUGGAGAUAGCUAACUCUGACUUAGUCCUCACGUACAUCGCAACUCAAGGCCCGCUAGCGUCCACGGUUGGUGACUUCUGGCAAAUGGUUUGGGAAAGUGAGAGCAGUUUGGUGGUGAUGUUGACGGUGCUGGCCGAGCGAGGGCGGGCCAAGUGUCACCAAUAUUGGCCCAAAGUCGGGACCGCGCUCAAAGCGACCAAUUCAUUGACAGUGGUCACAAACAGCGAACAGAAUUUAGGACAUUACACGCAGAGGGAGAUGAGUUUGAAGGAUAGCAACGGUGCCAGUCGUGACGUCACUCAGCUGCAGUACACCGCCUGGCCCGACCACGGAGUGCCCGACGACCAUCAACAGUUUAUCAGCUUCGUGAGACUGUGCUCCCAGCUGAGGAACCAUCGAGCCGUAAUACCCACGGUAGUGGAAGACAUGUGUGGUCCGGAGAGAGUGCUCGAGCCGCCGAUGAUAGUCCACUGUUCCGCGGGCGUGGGGCGGACCGGCGCUCUCAUACUGGCGGAGACGGCGCUGGAGCUGCUAGGACGGAAGCAGCCGCUGUACCCCCUGGAUCUAGUCAGGGCCAUGCGCACUCAGAGACCAAUGUGCAUACAGAACGCGAGUCAAUAUAAGUUCGUAUGUGAAAGCAUUCAAUCUGCGUACGCGCAGGGUCUGACGGACGAGGGCGGGGCCAAUUGAUGUCUAACACCGUCCUACGAGGACACCGUUUAUACUAAAAUAGGACACAUUUGUACCACAGUAAGGUCGAUGCUCCCUUGCCAACCUUACACCGACUAAAUUUAGUACACUGUGAUGUGAACUAUAAGUGAACAUACGCCGCAUACUGAACAUGAAUAGCUGAGUGUAAUCAUUUGUACAUUAUAGUAACUAGGUGCAAUAGAACGUGUGUGUCACAGAUGUAUAAUAUAUUAUUUACUUUGUUCUGUCAUAGGACAGAUGUCCGUGUGAUAAUAUCUCUGUAACUUGGAGCUGUCGGUUCUCGUAACAUCUAACUCGAAUAAUGAAACAUAUCAUGUCUAACAAUAGCUUAAGAUAUUUAUUUAUUAUUUUUUCUUAUUUCUAAGUAAGUGACUCGCCUUGACACGAAUUUAACGUUUCCUUUGUAUAUAACCUAAGUGACUGUGCCAUUAUUUUUAUUCACACUGCUCGUUGUGUUUCACACGCGUCUAGUUUGAUGGUAUUUAGAUAUUUUGUAAGUAGCAUCAAUACGUAAUGUUUGAUACACACAGAUGUGUUCUCGGCUAUGGACCUUUAUUGCCAGAAUCGCCUAGUGAUAAGGUUAUGACAAAUAAAUACUAGUUUCUGAAAAAUUUAUACGUAAUAAUAAUAAUAAUAAUGUGUCCCUCGUCGAUAUAUUUUUACCAGUUUCAUAGUUAAUUCAUAUCUAAAGCGAUAUUAGACUGAUAAAAAUUACACUGGUAAAAGUUGUAAGACACCGAAUUACGAUUGAAAUUAGAGGUUUGUGUAGAAGCGUGUGUGGACUUGGUAGUGGAACGUUUAAAUUAUAUCUAAGUCAACAAACUAAAGUGAUCCUUAAUCGAUGAUAAUAAGGUUUACAUUUCUUAAAUUAUUUAUAUUCUGUCCUUGCUGUCAAUUUAUGUUUACCACUAUGUCGUGUUAAGCGACAGUCCCCUGGCUCGUUUGGCUGAUGGGUAGGUGUUGUUUCUAAAACGUAGCGUCUUGCAAUUUUUUUUACGAUCUGUCAUUUGAAUUGAAUGGUUUUUUAAAUAAUUCUCAGUAUUAUUUUUGAAGAGAUAAUAUUUUUAAAUUUCAGUAUAAAUAUUAAACCGAAGUCAACAUUUUCAUUGCAAGCCGCUAGACCGCAUGUUUGAAGUAAUUUCUUAAUAAAACUAAGUAUUACAUCUAUCGUAAAAUUAUUUAAGUCAAACUCAAACUAUAUUUUUGUUAUUAAUUUAUUUUUAUUUUUUUCUAUGAGAAAUUUAUUUUUUUGCCUUUAUAAUAUUUUCCAGUCAUAAUUUUAUAUAAAUUUUACUUUUACGAACGUCACUUCCUGUUUCUUUAUUUCUAACCGCGUUUUUAAUCAUCUUAAAUUAUUACUAUUUUAAUUUUUUCUUGCCAAAAUUUAACAAAAUUAAUAUAUCUCAGAUGUACAUAUGUGUUCAUCUACUUAACUAGUGUUAUGCAAGAGGGAACAAUUUAUUUUAAUUAAUUUAAAUGUCUGAUUAUUAUUCCUUAUUGCAUAACGCCGGCGGGUCUAAGACCGCGAAUGACUGACGUAGUGUUAAGUUGGGUGUUUGGCAAUAGUUUAAAUAAGUAUGUUUUGAUUCGCAUGCGCUGAGGAUUUCGUUGGAGCAAAACGACAUUGACCUCUCGUGCUGUAACAUCGAACAAAAAUUGACCUUAUCUCUUACACGAUAAGAGUUAAAUUUGUCCAUUAGGAAUUCAAGGCGUAAGCGAAUAAAACUGGUGUUACAUUUUCUACCUAGUGAUGUCUUUAUACAGUGCUGUGCAUAUUUUUCUGUGACGAAUAAAAUUUUAACGAAA
This is a messenger RNA of Danaus plexippus (monarch butterfly), 4817 nucleotides long. It is a transcript of the gene Ptpmeg, whose product is annotated as tyrosine-protein phosphatase non-receptor type 4. The transcript has 15 exons. Gene Ontology annotation, biological process: protein dephosphorylation. Bases 408 to 2990 code for a protein of 860 amino acids. The record is from RefSeq and is a predicted model, not a curated record. Lineage: Eukaryota; Metazoa; Arthropoda; Insecta; Lepidoptera; Nymphalidae. Gene Ontology annotation, cellular component: cytoskeleton. Gene Ontology annotation, molecular function: protein tyrosine phosphatase activity; protein binding.